AUGGUAAAUGCAGUAAAUUUACCAACUCAUUUAUUACCUCAGGCUUUUUUAAAUCAACAAAAUGAUCGCAACUACAAAGCAAUACCUAAUCAACAACAACAUCAACAACAGCACCAGUCUCAGCAACAACAACAACAACCAUUGUAUCAUACAUUAAAUCCAAGUGCUCAAUAUAGUCAACAAUCUUUAAAUAAUCAAUCUAUACAUUCAAAUACUUACAUACAACCGGAAAGCCCGAGUCAUAAUCAACCAUUUUUAAUGAAUCAACAACAAAAUCAGCCUUUUAGUCAUCCAAAUUAUCAAUCACAAAAUCCAAUUCAACAACAACAACCAUAUAAUUUUCAAUUUGAACAAUAUCAAAAUCGAAAUAAUCGACAGCACCUGCUAGGCUAUUUUAAUGAUUCACAUCAACAUUAUCAAUCUACUACUACAAAUGGAGAUUAUAGUCUGAAAAAUAGAUCAGCAUCUUCAUUGACUUAUGGUAAUUCUAUGCAACCUCAGCCUUUUGAAAAUAGACCACAACAAUUGACGCAUAAUAAAUCACCUCCAAUUUUGCCAUACCAUAAUCAACCAACUCAGCCACCACCUCAACCACAACCUCAACCACUACCACAACCACCUUAUCCUGUAAGUAAUAAUCCAAUACCUAAUUUUCAACCACAACAAUCCCAAUCUUCAAUACCGCAACAACCUCGUCGACAAGUUAGAAAAGCUCCUUCGAGUAAUUUACCACCAAUUAUGAAUGAUCAAGUAUUGUAUAAUAAUCAAGAAUCAAGAAGAAUUGUUUCACAACCAUCUCAAUCUCAACCUAAUUAUAUAAGUAAUGACUCAAGAACAAAAUCUUUAUCAUCCACGUCAAUGAAGAAUAAAAUACAAGAAGCAAAUAAUAUCAAUAAUAAUAAAAACUCAAAUAGCAGUCAAAAUUCAAGCACAUCACUACAUCAUACAUUCUCCUUGUCCUCAAAAUCUCGAUCAUUUACAUCAAUCUCAAAAUUAUCUUCAUUAUCAACUAAAAAAUUUGGGUCUUCAUCAUCAAUUUCAAACAAUAAAGUAGAGAAAUCAAAUACUCAUUCUAGUUCAAAAACUUUAACACCAUCAUUUCAACAUAAAUCAUCAAUAUAUCCAGCAAUUUUGAGUGAGGUUGCAAAAUUAUUUAAAGAAGUUAUAAUAUUGACUAUAAAUACAAAAGAUGGUUUAGAAUAUCAUGAUACAUUUACUGGUAAAAUGGCUGUUGAUAUUUUAUGUCGUAUAAUACGUACAAAUGAUCGUAAUUUAGCAUUAUUAUUAGGUAGGUCAUUAGAUGCUCAAAAGUUUUUCCAUGACGUGACUUAUAAUCAUAGAUUAAGAGAUUCAGCUCAUGAGGUAUAUGCUUUCAAUCAUGUUUAUAAUGAUGUUGAUUUUUUCGAUCAAGAUGGUAAUCAUAGCAAUCUGAAUUCUGCAUUAAAUUCAAAGCAUGGUUCAUUUGUUGAUUCAAAUCAAUUACAUGAUCAUUUCUUAACUCAACAAUUACCACAACAAGUUGAUCAACCAUCGUCAGCUGAAUAUCAAAAUCAAAAUUCUACUAGUAUUGGUAAUAAAACCAUAAAUGCUAAAGAAUUAAGUGCAAGUCAACAAACUGGUGUUAAUGGUGUAUUCACAAUUUUAACUGAUUGCUAUUCACCAACAUGUAGUAGAAAUAAGUUAUGUUAUAGUAUUGCAUGUCCAAGAAGAUUGGAACAACAAGCUAGAUUAAAUUUAAAACCUCAAGGUGGAUUAAAAAGAGCUGUUUCAAAAUUAUCAUUACAUGAUCAACAAGAAGAAAAUGAAACUUUAUGGCAUAAAACUGUACCUCAAUCAGUUCUUGAUAAAUUGGAUAAACAUGAAAAAACUAGACAAGAAUUAAUUUAUGAGUUCAUUUAUACUGAAAGAGAUUACGUCAAGGAUUUAGAAUUCAUGUCUGACUUUUAUAUCAUGCCUUUAAAAAAUCCUGCGAAUAAUAUAAUACCCGAAUAUCAACGUGAAUCAUUUAUUUAUGCUGUUUUUGGUGGUGUUAAUGAAUUAUUAAAAUUGGCAAGACAAUUGAGUGAAGCAUUAAUAAAAAGACAACAACAACAAAAACCAGUUGUAGAGACUAUUGGUGAUGUAUUUUUAGAUUAUAUCGGACAAUUUGAGCCAUUUAUUAAAUAUUCAGGUAACAAAGUUUUUGCAAGUUUUGAACACGAAAGACAACAAAGUGUAAAUAUGAAAUAUGCAAGAUUUUUAGAUGCUAUUGAAAAGAAACCUGAAAGUAGAAGACAGGAUUUAUCUUCUUUUUUAAUUAAAGGUGUCCAAAGACCUGCAAGAUAUCAAUUAUUAUUGGCUGGUAUUUUAAAACAUACAAAACCUGAAUCACCAGAUUAUAAAUUUUUAGUUAAAGCAAAAGAAGAAAUUGAAAAAUUAUUGGUUAAAAUUAAUAUUCAAACUGGUAUAAGUACUGAUAGACAUAAAAUUAUGGUUUUACAUAGAUUAUUGGGCAAAGAAACUUUGGAAAAUAAAUUUAAUUUUAAAUUAUCAUAUAAUCAUAGAAUUAUUUAUCAAGUUACAUUAUCAAGAAAAAGAGAUAAUGAAAAAAUUGAAUUAUAUUUAUUUGAACAUGCAUUAUUAUUAGUUAAAAGCAAAGUUCAGAAUAAAAGAGAACAACAUAAAGUUUUUGAAAGACCAAUUUAUUUACCAUUAUUAUUUGUAAAUAGUGGAAUUGAAAUUCCAACAACAAGAACAAUUUUACAUCAUAGAUUUAAUUCAUCAUUAAUUUCAGACACUGGUAUAAGAAAUCAAAGACAAGAAAGUAAUAAUUAUAUUGGACAAACAUUAAAUUCAUCAAGUUCAUCAAAAUUUCAAAUUAACAUAUUUGGUUUAGGAUCAAAUCAAGUUCAUACAUCAUUAUUUGCUGAAGAUUUAACGAUUCAAAAUCAAGUUUUACAACAAAUCAAUCAACAACAAAAGAAAUUAAUUACUGAUAAUGACUUUUUUACCCUUUGUAAAUUUGAAACUAGAAGAUUUACUGGUAAUAAUAAAAUUAACUGUGGUGUACCUUGUUAUGGUGGUAAAAAAUUAUUAUAUGGUACAGAUUCUGGUGUUUGGGUAAGUACAGUUCGUUCAAUUUCAACAACAUCAAAUGAAAAAAUUGUCAGUGAUCCAACUUUAGUUAUAUCAAAACCAUAUAUUACACAAAUUGAAGUUUUAGUUGAAUAUUCAAAAUUAUUAGUUUUGAGUGAUAAAAAUUUAUAUGAGUAUGAAUUAUCAUGUACUGAUUCAUUAGAUCAUGUUAAAAAUACAAAAUCUGGUAAAAUUAUAAUGCAACAUAUCAGCUUUUUCAAAAUUGGUGUUUGUGAUGGAAAACUAUUAAUUUGUGGUGCUAAAACUGGAUCUUCACAACAUUCAAUAUGUAUAUUUGAACCAGUUAAUCCAUUUGAAAAAAAUUCAAAUAAAAAUUUCCAAAAAUCUAAAUCUUCGAAAGUUGAAAUUCAAGAAAUUCCAUUUAGUUCAGAUCCAAUAAGUAUAUCAUUUUUAAAAUCAAAAUUAUGUAUUGGAUGUACAAAAGGUUUUGAAAUUUUUUCAUUACAAAAUGGUAAUAAAGAACCAAUUUUAGAUGAAGCUGAUCCAUCAUUAGAUUUUGCAAUUCAAAAAGAAUCAGUAACACCAUUAUCAAUACAUAAAUUGGGUAGAAAUUUCUUGUUGAGUUAUUCAGAAUUUGUAUUUUUAAUUAAUAAAAAUGGUUGGAGAACAAAUCAUGAAUGGGGUAUAUUUUGGGAAGGUAAUCCACAAAAUAUAGCAUUAUUUUUCCCAUACAUUUUAUCAUUUGAACCAAGUUUUAUUGAAAUUAGAGAUUUACAUUCAACUAAUUUAUUAAGAAGUUUAAUUGGUGAAAAUAUAAGAUUUUUACAUUCAAAUGAACAUGAAGCAAUGUUUGCUUGUGAAGAAAAUGGUUAUGAUAUAAUUUUGUCUAUUGACUUUUUAAAUUUGAAACCAAAAUUAGAAGAAGUUAAAUAA
Molecule: messenger RNA, 4008 nt
Organism: Insectozyma verbasci
Lineage: Eukaryota; Fungi; Ascomycota; Pichiomycetes; Serinales; Debaryomycetaceae
Source: the annotation of a GenBank genome assembly